GCCUCUCGCCAGUCGCCAAAAAGAAGGCACAGAACGAACGCGCAUGCUCGUGGUCUGUUUGCUAAUAACACCACUGUACCUUGUUUCUCUUCUAAAUAAUAUUAAAAAUCACCAGCGAUAUUAAUAAUGAAAAGUGGUAUUUAUGUGUGAUCUAAAAUUGCAAUGAUGCAGGUGUCACCGCGACCUCUAGACCGCGUACUAGAUGGAUACCGCAUGCGGCAGAGGGCGCUCAGCGUGGAGCAGCUGACGCAACUUGCAGCUCAGCUGCACAUCGCUCACCUCGCUGAACUGAGGAGAUUACGGGAUUAUCGCCGACGUCUGGAUGAUGUACAGCCGUAUCGGCCGCAAAACACAGAUCAUCUGUUGAGAGGUUACAAUCGCCUAGAGGAGGGGCCGGCGACGUGGCGACCCGUGGUGUUGCCGCGCAAUCUACAGGAACUCUUUGAUACAGUGCCAAAGACACCCCAGGUGAAGGCAGCGGACAGUGCAGGCGUGUGGCGCGCGACGCGGGGCUGGGCGGCAGGCGCACUGCUGCUGCUUGCUGCUUUGUUUCUGCUGCGAGCGACCGACCGUUUCUUCACCCGCAAUUACCUACGUUGGCGCCGAAGUCGGUCGGAAGAGUGGCCCACUCCUAACGUAUUAGCGACGACUCAAGUGGAGACGCCGUCCGUGGAGGUGGACUCUCCUUCGGAGGCCGUCGACGCCGACUUCCCUGAUGACCUGCCUCCGCCCUACUCUGAAUGCUCCCGUAAGCACAGAUACGAGGAACCGCCUCCACCCUACUCCGCAUGCUACGUGGAAUUUACGAACCCGAAGGACGGUAUCCCAGCCGUCCACUUCUACAACAGCCGGCGGCAGAAUAUUUUUCGAGACCUGGAUGCGGGAACGUCUAGCAGUGAUACGGGUCAGCGCGAGGCUUCAAGAAGUGAUGAAAGACAAAGUGAAGCGAGGGCAGAAUCACCGAAAGUGUUCAGCGACGCUUGUUGAUCAAUAUGAGAAACAAAAAAACUUUUUAAACGAUUAUUUAUGAUAGGAAUUGAGUUAAUUUAAAAACGUAUAUUGUGAUUUUAUCUUCAUUAAUUAGGUGGAUAAUAUAAAUUUUACCACCGAUCUUACAGUAGGUACCAAUAAAGUUGAAUCUGAUCGGAUAAUUAAUAACAACCUGCAGUGAUCAAAAGCAACUAAUUUGGCGACACUAUUGGAUAAGUAUAAUUUGAGAUGACAAUUUCGAAAAAUGUGAUAAAAGUGGAAAUGUGAUUUUUGAUUUAAGAAGUAGUACCGAUUAGGUGCUAGUGGUCGGGAGGUAGUAUUAAAGUAGUAUUUUUGCUAGAAGUUGUUACAAUUAUGUAAUUUGUAGCUGGUUUAAACGAUGGCCGGAUACUGUUGCACAAAUAGACAGUUUAUACCAAUAACUAGUUUUGCACUUUUUCCGUCGAAAAAUAAUAUCGCUUCAAAUUUUUUUUUCAGAAAUUAAAAUUUUAAUUGUUUAAUUUUAUAGCGAUAUCUAUUACAUUAAUUUACUUACCAAGAAUAAGUAUUCUAUAAAGUACAAUGCUUUGUGUCAUUUGUUGUAAAUACUACAUAUUACAUCGAGUAAUAUGUUGUACCUACUUAAGGAAGGAACAAUUUUUAAACAUACUUUUAAUAUAUGAUCGUCAUUUUGAUACACGCCGAACAAGUAAUUAGUGAUAUAGUGACAAUUUUCCGUUUUGUGGAAUAGGUAUGCACGUCUUUAACAUGUGUCACAAAAACCAAGUGUUUGUAAAAAAGUUUAAUAUGCUUUCAGAUCAAAGAUUUAGUUGUAUGUACUUAUUAAUUAACACUUAACAAUAUUAAUAAAUGCACAUUGAGCUAUGUGUUAAUUACUUACAUUUUUAACAAAAUGUCUUUGAAUUCGA
This is a messenger RNA of Pieris napi, 1898 nucleotides long. RefSeq lists its product as uncharacterized. The record is from RefSeq and is a predicted model, not a curated record. Bases 163 to 987 code for a protein of 274 amino acids. Lineage: Eukaryota; Metazoa; Arthropoda; Insecta; Lepidoptera; Pieridae. The transcript has 6 exons.